Molecule: messenger RNA, 1662 nt
Organism: Drosophila mauritiana
Lineage: Eukaryota; Metazoa; Arthropoda; Insecta; Diptera; Drosophilidae
Gene: Cp7Fb
Exons: 2
Coding region: 59-1561 (500 amino acids)
Source: RefSeq, a predicted model, not a curated record
ACGGUACAUUCUGCGGCUAGUAGCCAGCAAGGCAGACAACCGAGAAGAUCUAACCGAGAUGCGAUACUCCAUGGCAAUGAUCCCGAUUCUGGGCCUGCUGCUCGUAGCACUGGUCCACGCCGCUCCCGUCGAGGUUGUCUACACGGGCGAAAGUUGCGCCUGUCCCACCCAGUUGGGUUACCAGCUGAAUGUGCCCAAUACACCCAAGCCGAAGAAGUAUGUCGGUGGCGAGUACGGCUAUCGGGUGGAGAAGCCCGUCCAGACGAAAGCCAAGAUCACCUACAGCUUUGACUUCACUGUGGAGCAGCCGAGGACACCGGCGCCGCCCAAGAACAAUCCCGCCAAGCUGUAUGCCAAGGUGGACCGGAUCACAGUCAACAAAGCGGAUUGCCAGGCCAAGAACAAGUCAACAUGCGGCUGCUCGAGUUGCUCCGGCCAAAAACCCAGGUACGUAGCUUCACCGGUCAGGUCGCCGAACGCCAUUCGUCGUCGCAGGGAUCUUCGCCAGCCGGGUUCGCUGCUCCGCCGUCGGCUUAUGCGCCAACAACAGAUCCAGGAGCGUCCGCCACGCUUUGUGAAGCUCUACCACAAGGAUUUGACUCCUGCGCAGGAGAAGCAUCAGCUUAAACUUUUUGGCCUUUUCCCCGUGGAAUCACCAGAGUCAGUCGCUGCCGCACCCAAGACCAAGAGAAAGACGAAGAAAACCCUGCCGAGCUGGAUGGGAUUGGGACGGCGUUUAAAAAAGCGAGAUAUUAAGGGAGAGUUUGAUCUGCUGGAGCAAGAACGAUCCCAGAUAGAUCUGACUGCACCGGAAAUAAUCCAGUUCAUGCCCGAGACUCUGAAUCCGGACUUUCGGCCCGGUCAGUGCCACAUGGGCUGUGGAGCGAUGACAGCAUCGGCACCACCACCAGAAGAGCCAAUGCCCAAGGAGGAGCAAGUGCCUCAAACGACGCAGCCUGUGCCAACGGAACCGCCAGAGCAGCUCAACUCGAUUCACGCCAAGAGGGCCGCCUAUGGUUACUAUCCCCUGCAGAUUCCCUCGCCACUGGGCCGCCGGGAGGACUACAAGUUCGUGGAUGACUCGCAUCUUAGAAGCCUGCUGUCCACCACUUCUGUGCCGGAUCCGCAGGAGUACAGCUCCACGCCGCUGCAGUUUGCCGGUGAUUUGGAAUCGGUUACAAGAAGAUCCUAUGGGGCACCACUUACGGGUCUCGGCGGUGGCUAUCCCGUGGAGCACGUCUCCGACUCUCAGCUGGACAGUAUUAUCUCGGGGAUAGUGUACAAUCAUCCUGCCUACGAUCACUACUCCACAGAGGGCAGUCUGGUCGAUCCGGAGCCCAUUCAAAAGCAACAGACCACGGAUUUUCUCAAGAAACUCAUCGAUGGCCGGCUGGGCGGCUGGGGUUUCGAUCAGGGAUCGGAAACCGAGCACAGUUUACGCAAUGAUUACUCCACACAACCAGCGAAGACCUAUGGCUACAAUAGCCACACCCAAAAUGGCUACAGUAUAGACACCUAUAAUGCGCCACCCAUUACGGAUUACCUGAGGGCCUGGUUCUAGUGCCCAAAAAUAACCACCCAAAAUAAAAUACAUAGUGUUUAGAACUUAGUUUACACAAAAAAACAGAGAAAAUCAUAGACGAAAAGUAAACAAAAAAAAAA